Molecule: messenger RNA, 3421 nt
Organism: Erinaceus europaeus (western European hedgehog)
Lineage: Eukaryota; Metazoa; Chordata; Mammalia; Eulipotyphla; Erinaceidae
Gene: IST1
Product: IST1 factor associated with ESCRT-III
Exons: 10
Coding region: 154-1236 (360 amino acids)
Biological process (GO): protein transport
Source: RefSeq, a predicted model, not a curated record
GGAAGGCGGGGCUAGCUCAACCCCCGCGGAUCCCUCCGCCUUCGCUUGCUGUGUUAAGGUCAGCGGAGCCGCCAUUUUGGAUGCUGGACUCGGAAACCUGAGUCAGUCUCUUUCGUUUUCACUGGUGGAUUCUGUCUGGAAGAACAACACAGCAUGCUGGGCUCUGGAUUUAAAGCUGAGCGUUUACGAGUCAAUUUGAGAUUAGUCAUAAAUCGUCUUAAAUUAUUGGAGAAAAAAAAAACGGAAUUGGCCCAGAAAGCCAGAAAAGAGAUUGCUGAUUAUUUGGCUGCUGGAAAAGAUGAACGAGCUCGGAUCCGAGUGGAACACAUUAUCCGGGAAGACUACCUUGUGGAGGCCAUGGAGAUCCUGGAGCUAUAUUGUGACCUGCUGCUGGCUCGGUUUGGCCUCAUCCAGUCUAUGAAGGAACUAGAUUCUGGUCUGGCUGAAUCUGUGUCAACAUUAAUCUGGGCUGCUCCUCGACUACAAUCAGAAGUGGCUGAGUUGAAAAUAGUUGCUGAUCAGCUCUGUGCCAAGUAUAGCAAGGAAUAUGGCAAAUUAUGUAGAACCAACCAGAUUGGAACCGUGAAUGAUAGGCUAAUGCACAAACUGAGUGUGGAAGCCCCACCUAAGAUCCUGGUGGAAAGAUAUCUUAUUGAAAUUGCAAAAAACUACAAUGUUCCCUAUGAGCCUGAUUCUGUAGUCAUGGCAGAAGCUCCUCCUGGAGUAGAGACAGAUCUUAUUGAUGUUGGCUUCACAGAUGAUGUGAAGAAAGGGGGCCCUGGAAGAGGAGGGGGUGGAUUUGCAGCACCAAUUACUGGACCUGAUGGAACAGUUCCAAUGCCUAUGCCCAUGCCCAUGCCAUCUCCAAAUACUCCUUUCUCCUACCCACUUCCAAAGGGACCAUCAGAUUUCAAUGGAUUGCCAAUGGGGACUUUUCCCAAUAUUCAUCCUCCUCAGAUACCAGCAACUCCCCCAUCGUAUGAAUCUGUUGACGAUGCUAAUGCUGAUAAAAAUGUCUCUUCUGCACAGAUUAUUGGUCCUGGACCCAAGCCAGAAGCCUCUGCAAAGCUCCCUUCUAGACCUAUGGACACCUACGACAACUUUGUUUUACCAGAGUUGCCAUCUGUUCCAGACACACUACCAACUGCAUCUGCUGGUGCCAAAACCUCAACAUCUGAGGACAUUGACUUUGAUGAUCUUUCCCGGAGAUUUGAAGAGUUGAAAAAGAAAACAUAGACCUCUUAAACCAGGCAGUAUCUAAGUUUUGAGAAUUGAGACUGAACAGUUUCUCCUUAUAACAAAGGAUCUCCAUGAACUUGUUUCCCUCUCUUAACCAUCACUGAGUAUACUUUUCCUCUGGGUUCUCUUCCUGUUCUACCAGUUUUGCUGCUUUCCAGUUUUUCUAUUGCUCUCAAGAGACCAAUGACUGGAUGCUUUAUGAAGCUAGAGCAGCUAGCUCCUGGCAGCCAUGCUUGUCUGUUUCCUAUCAGUGUGAUCCUAGGUUUUCUCUUCACCAGUCCCACCAUCCUUCCAUAGGGGAGUGAGAAGGCGAAAGCAUUGUGGGGAGAAGCUGGACAAUGGAGGAGGGCACUACAUGCAGUGUCUCAACCCUGUAAUGAGGUUCUAAAACUUAGAACUCCCUUUGUACAGAGGGAGUGUGAUGAGUGAGAAUCAAGGCUAAGCUGUAUAUUUUUUCUCUCUAAUAGAACAGGAAAAAUGACUCAGGAGGCCGUUGUAACAGUUAUCAGAAGCUCGGUCCUCCCAUUGGCAUAUACACUACAGCUUUCUACAGGGCACUGUUUCACCUGGAUCCAGUUGCAAAGUUGAAGGCCUCUCUUAGUUCCACUGGAUUCUCAGGGAGCCCUCUGUGGCCUUUUGCUUUGAGUGCUCUUUCUUACCAGAGGGCAGCACUGUAUAAAUUCCCAUUUUUCCUAUAGCAUGUUUUGUUGGAUUACAUUUCUGGCAAAGGAAGGACAGGCCAUAUAUUGGGCAGAAGUUACCAUUCAACACUAAUGUGGACUUCCAGUUGCCUUAAUAGAAGUACUCAAGUCUCUUGGGUAGUGAGCUGGAAAGCCUACAGGAUGAGAAGGAUUCCUGUUUUCAUUUGAAAACUAAACAAUUAAGAGAAUCUUUACAAGUGAUCUCAAAAAUUUGGUCCCCAUGUGGCUAUAGUAGUUUGAUGCUUUCCUGGAUAGAUGGAACUUUUACUGUUCUAAUUUAUGUACUCCUUUGCCCCCUACCUAAGCCAUCCUUAUCUACAGUGGUGGCUUUGGGACUGAAAGAUAGUCCUUUGACUUCUGGUAGUGUAUCAGUACAUUCUUGUUUCAAGCAACUUUUAAUGUUUUUUGACUGGUUUGUAUCAUAGCUUAGUAGCUAACAAUAAAGGUAAAGAUUCUGUGCCCUGAUUUCUACACUGGUUUGCCCAAGGACACAUUUAGAUUUUAAGCUAGCAACCCAUAGUGAGCACUAUCCAGACCUUGUUUUUGGUUCUUGAAUAGUGCCGACAACAGCAAUAAGAGGCCUGCUUGCAUUUCUAUUUAAGCAUCAUAGUGUCUUAACCAAGCAGGCAGACCUCAUCAUGUUUGUAUUUUUUUUUCAAUGCAGUAAGCUCACAUCUCACAGCCAUGCUGGAACAUGGGUGGUGAAUAUUCUGCUGUUACUUGCUGCUAGGCAGCAGAGUUGAUUUAUCCGUCACUCUUGCAGUUAUAAUCCUUUGCUUACUGUGCCAAGAUUCAUUAACAAGAAUUUAGAGGAUUUAACCUCACAAAAUUGAGUAUUAUAAACAUAAUUUUUUAAAUUAUGCCUUGCAAAGGUAGGUAAUAAUAUGCCACAAACCAAUAACCCAAGCUAACAGAAUUACGUAGUUUCCCUUUUCAAAUUGCAGUGCCAAUGCCUGUUAUUAUCAUGGAUGUUAGCUUACAUGUUCUGAUGCAGCUGGAUUCCCAACAAACUUGAGAAUUUCUGUAGCAGUAUGUUUAUCAGUGUAGCUUCUUUCUUAGUCUAUUUAAAAAGAAAAACAAGAAGAUUGAAACUGUUGCUAAUGUUAGAGGAAAAAAGUACUCUUAAACUUUUUAAAAUCUUGGUAAAGAUACUAUUUCCUUUAAUGAUUUACUGUAUCUUCUAGUUGGGAAGCAGCUAUUGUUGGACAAUGGAUAUAGAACAUGAAGUGCAGGACUAUGGAGACUAAUAAAGGGGACAUGCUGAUACUACACACUGUCAGCAGUUGACCUUUCUCAGUGAUUUAAAAUGUAAUGAUGAUUCAGGGGCUAAGUGGUAAUGCACACGUGGAGACAGGUUCAAGCUCCCACUCCUUACCUGCAGGGGGGGAUGCUUCAUGAGCAGCAAAGCAGGUCUGUAGGUAUCUUAUCUCUCUCCCUAUCCUAUCCAAUAAAGUAGAAAGAAGGAAGGGGGAAAAAAAAAA